Molecule: messenger RNA, 2460 nt
Organism: Caretta caretta (loggerhead turtle)
Lineage: Eukaryota; Metazoa; Chordata; Testudines; Cheloniidae
Gene: TMPRSS5
Product: transmembrane serine protease 5
Biological process (GO): proteolysis
Cellular component (GO): membrane
Molecular function (GO): serine-type endopeptidase activity
Source: RefSeq, a predicted model, not a curated record
UUGCAAAGAGCUGGUCGCAGAGAAGCUUGCAGGAUGUUUUUAAUCAAAUGGUUUUAGUAUCUUUCAGAAUAAACACGGGAAACUUCUUGUUGGAAGUGCAGGUGGAAGGCAGGCCCGGCUGGCUCCUGGCAUGUCACGAGCGGUGGAAUCUCUCCCUGGGGACUCUGAUCUGUAGGCAGCUGGGAUAUCUCCAACUCGCCCAUCACAAAGGAGUGAACCUGACAGAUGUCAAGGUGAAUGAUACGCAAGAGUUUGUUCAGAUUGUGCUCAACCAGAAGAACAGCAUUGAAGACAUGUGGCAGGUCAGGAGCAGCUGUGCUUCAGGACGAAUUGUGGCUCUGAAAUGCUCCGAGUGUGGCAUGCGCUCCAGGGCGGCCCGGAUCGUGGGCGGAAGCGACGCCCCGUUGGGACGCUGGCCGUGGCAGGUCAGCCUAUACCUCAACUCCAAACACGUCUGUGGAGGCUCCGUGGUGGCGCGUGACUGGAUCGUCACGGCCGCUCACUGCGUGCACAAUUACAGGCAGCCUCAGGUCUCCAGCUGGCUGGUCUUUGCCGGGAUGAUCGCUCAUGUGUCAGUCCAACAGCAGGCUGGGGCGGCGGUGGAGAAAAUCAUCUACCACCCCCGCUAUGACGACAGGAGUCACGACUAUGACAUCGCACUGAUGAAACUCACAACGCCCUUGAACUUCUCCGAUGCCAUCCGUGCAGUGUGUUUACCACUGUACCGUCAGGAUUUCCCCCGCGGCACCCACUGCUGGAUCUCCGGCUGGGGCUACACCAGACCUGAACACGUUCAUAUUGCUGAGAUGCUGAAGGAAGCUAUUGUUCCCUUAAUCAGCACCAAGAAAUGCAACAGCUCCUGCAUGUACUCUGGUGAGCUCACCCCCAGGAUGCUGUGUGCUGGCUACCUGGACGGGAAAGUAGAUGCCUGCCAGGGAGACAGCGGGGGUCCGCUGGUUUGCCAAGAUGAACUCACCUGGCGCUUAGUGGGCAUCGUGAGCUGGGGCACAGGGUGUGCUGAACCCAACUACCCUGGGGUUUACACCAAGGUGGCUGAAUUCCUGGACUGGAUUUAUCAUAUCAUCGAGGUAAUCGGAGCAAAUGGACAAAGGCCUCGGUAGACCUCCAAGGAGAUGCGAGAACAGAGCAGGGUGUUGGUUCAUCAGUUUUGUCAUCCUGGCUACCACACAACACUUAAGAACCUGCCUCUUUGGUCAACACUGCCCAAUGGGAAAAUUCCUUCCUGAACCCUGUAACAACCUUGCUCUGCAGGAGACAUUUAUAGGGGGGUGGGAAUGGAGGUGGGUUUUAAAAUACCCCUGCCAUUAUAGAUCAAGUGCAUCUCCUGGGAGAAAGUCAACAGCUCUGUCCUCUGGAGCAAGAGCCUUCCAGAGGAAGGAAAUCAGAAACACAAGCUGGCUUCCUCUCCUUUGGAUAGCAGAGAGCUGAGAGGCCCAGAGACAGGGCAAUCAGCAGCACAUGCCCCGAAAUACAGAGGGACGUAAAAAUACUCCAAAAGGCCAAUAGGGCCCUGCUCCCUGUGGGAAACAUAGGUGAGACAUCUGGGAUCUUGCAGGCACAAACACCACCAGUGAAUCCAGACACCACAGCCUGAGCACAUCAGUGCUCCUCCAACCAGCUUGGGGUCUUCAGAUCUCAGCCUGCCUCCCUCCCCCAGAAAGAGCAAAGGCAGGGGAAGGAGAGUCUUGUCCCUUCUCCAGAGCUGUCAAAAGCAACAAAUGCAGAGAGGAACAAGGAACAGAAGCUACAGGGGACAUUAGAUUAAAGGGGAGACUCUGAGCUUAAAAAAGAUGCCUACAACCCCCACUGAGUUUCCUCACAUCAAUUGUAACUGACAGCAGGGCCUUGUGAAAGUUAUUCUCUCACUCACCAGCUCAUUGCUGGAAGUUUGUUAACUGUAUGGGAGGAGAGGCAGAACAAGUCAGUUUCUUUUUUCCAUGGUCUGUUUCUAGUCAAGAUCACGACUGUGCAGCAACACCCUGCAGUGUGUGAAUGCAAGACAGGACAGGGGGAGGUUUUUUGUUUUUAAAAGAAAAUUGCCACGAAAAGAGCUCAUUUCUCUGAUUUUGAAUGAAAAUAUUUCUAUUGAUCUCAGGAUACAUGGAGCUUCAGAGAUGACUAUCGACCUCCAUUUACACUCUUUACCCAAACCCCGCCCACCCCCAACCAACCUUAUGUAACAGGAUUUUAUUCUUGCUUCCAAAUUAGCAACAAUAUUGACCCUUGUGAUUUCAGAGAAUCUCCCAUCCCAGAACAUGGAACUGAUACAGCUUUUUGUCUGUUCUUUAAACAGAGCCACUAGGAGCAAAGCAAGGGACAGGCUUAAGGAGCAGAGCCAUCCCCAGGGUGACAUGCCAAACAAAGAAAAGUCCAGAACAAGUUAUACCCACUAUGGAGCUUUGUCCCCGUUAAUAUGUAGUUACAAUGGAUCAGCAUCAA